This is a messenger RNA of Penaeus monodon (black tiger shrimp), 530 nucleotides long. RefSeq lists its product as uncharacterized. NCBI's taxonomy places the organism in Eukaryota, Metazoa, Arthropoda, Malacostraca, Decapoda, Penaeidae. The transcript is spliced from 3 exons. The coding region runs from base 159 to 530 and encodes 123 amino acids. The record is from RefSeq and is a predicted model, not a curated record.
CCUUACAGUACUAUGAGAUGUGAGAGUGAUCAGUGAAGGCGAUUGAACAUAAUCGACGUGAAGAUUGAAUAAAAGAAGGAAAAGAGAGAGAGAGAGAGAGAGAGAAGGAGAUCGAUAAACUAAAAACGAAAUGAGAAGUAAACUUUGUUAGACUGUUAAUGCAUCGACUUGCAACUAUGUUUCAACGGAGUCUGCUAUGUUACUUGUUCGCUGUGGUAUUGGUAGCUGUGGCAGGAGGAGAGAGGAGCCAAUACAGUGGAGAUACAGUGGACUACAGAGAUCUUCAGUUACCGCAAUUACAGGAUGAGGAAGACGACCCACAGCAGACGAUAAGGAUAAAGACGGUGGAGACGAUCUUAGUACACGACGCAGGCCACAGGCAGAUGGUAUUAGUGGCCGUGCUUGGGGCGUGCGUGGGGCUUCUGGGAGGCUUCAUUAUAAUGGUCCUUCUCUUCUGCUGCUGGCACUUCAUGAUAAGGAGGUUUGUGGGUGUGGCUGUACAGGGCCCCAGGCCUGUUAUUGGGGUUUAA